Molecule: messenger RNA, 2773 nt
Organism: Nilaparvata lugens (brown planthopper)
Lineage: Eukaryota; Metazoa; Arthropoda; Insecta; Hemiptera; Delphacidae
Gene: AsnRS-m
Product: probable asparagine--tRNA ligase, mitochondrial
Exons: 7
Coding region: 1090-2586 (498 amino acids)
Biological process (GO): asparaginyl-tRNA aminoacylation
Cellular component (GO): mitochondrion
Molecular function (GO): asparagine-tRNA ligase activity; nucleic acid binding; ATP binding
Source: RefSeq, a predicted model, not a curated record
CCUGUUGACAAUAAUUUAUCAGUAAUUAGUUCAAGGUGAUAGAAAAGUCCCAAGACAAAGUUUAGAGAAGGAAUGAAUGCUCAAGGCUAUUAUGGUUCUCAAGUAAAUAAGAUAGUGUCACACAAUAUUGUUAAGAUAUCAAUGUCAAUUCCUCACGUGAAAGAAUACGAAGAAAACAACAGUGUCUACAAUAGUAAACAAUAGAUGAAUUGUCACUUAAAAUAUCAACCUAUUUACAUGGAAAUGACAAAAACUGGAGGGGAUGGCUAUUAAUUUUAUUUAGCAAUGGUUUAAUAUAGAGUAAAUAAUUAUGAAAAUAGGAGCAUUUUCUGUAAGUUUAUGAGAAGUUUGACAGAACAACAGCUGAUAUGUCUUUGCAGACAAUAACUUACUUUUUGUUAUAAUUGAAUGCUUGUACCAGUUGAAUAGGAUAACAGCAUUGUAUAUUCGUCACUCUGCAUCACUUAAUUGCUUAUUUGAAGUAAAAUUUCACCUGUGAAUCAUAAUUAUUUGAAGAAGUGAAGAAUUCCCUUUUAUAGUAAUGUCAAAACUCACAAAAACUAUGUCAUUUUUUCCUUGUCCUGUUCCUAGUUCGAAAAUUCAGUCAGCCAUCUUUUCGGAGUAACAACCUGACAAAAAUAAAAACUUUGUGUUCAAAUUGAAAAAUAAUAAAAGUGAAGGUUUGAAGAUUACCGGUAAUAUCAAUAGUAUGUAAAUUAAAAAUAUUUUUUGUGUGAGUUAAAAUUAAUAUGCUAUUAAAAAUCAUGAAAAAACUCUAAAAUAUAGGAAUUUGAAAACAUCUUCUCUAGUCAGCUGGUUGUGAAUCAUAUGUUUGAUGUUCCAAUAUUACUGUUCCACUUUUCAAGGUUUGAGGGUUGUGAAUCAGCUGAUCCUUGAGCAGAUUUCCCAUCCAACGUGAAUUUAGGUUAGGACAUUUUGUAUCCCUUCAGAAAACAUAAAUAUCAACACUUUAUCUCUAUAGUUUUAAUUUAAAUUUAGAGCACUCAGCAAUUUUAUCCUUCAAGUCUCUUCCAAUAUGAUUAAGAAAUCCUUCAAAGUCUAUUAGAAUAAGCUUUAUUCAACCUAGUAAUGGCUAAGUUUGUGCGAAUCUUCACUCAAAACAUUUUACACCAACAAAGUUGCUUCGGAACGUCUUUGAGACACAUUUCAACUGCACCCAAGAUCAAAUCGGUUACAGAAAUACUGAAGGCAAAACAUGAGGGGCAAGUCAAAGUUCAGGGAUGGGUGGAGGGCAUUCGCAAAAUGAAAACCCUCAUCUUUGUGGACAUUCAUGACGGUUCAGAUCUCAAAAAGCUGCAGUUGACGCUCAAUAAAGAUGUUGCUCCUCCUGAUCUCAGUUUUGGUUCUUCUGUGUGUGCCGUUGGUUCGAUGAAAGUCAAUCAAAGUGGUCUACCUGAACUGAUCGUCGAAGAAAUAAAGGUUCUAGGAUCGUGCCCUUCGACUUCUGAGGGUUACCCUUUGGCCGCUCGACAGCCCUACAACUCCAACCACCUACGCCAAAACCUGUCCCUUCGUCUAAGGGCGCCACCCUUCAGGGCUCUGCUAAGGGUGAGGCAUAGGGCCCACGCUCUCCUACACUCAAUCCUAGACGCACAAGACUUCCUGCUGGUCCACCCGCCUCUGCUGACAAGCAACGACUGUGAGAGCAGCGGCGAGGUGUUCAGGGUGCAACCCGACUGCCAACAGCUGAUUGCCGAGAUGCGAUCAGCUGACGCCAAGGUCAACGCCAAUGUCAAGGACGAGGAGGUGUUCUUCAAACACAAGGCCUUUCUCACCGUGUCCGGCCAGCUGCAUUUGGAGGCCGCCGCCAGGGCAUUAAACAGGGUUUAUUGUUUCGGACCGAUUUUCCGGGCGGAAAACUCCAAGUCCAGACUGCAUUUGUCUGAAUUCUACAUGUUGGAAGCCGAACUGGCAUUCGUUGAUGGCAUUGAAAACAUCACCAAAAUCAUUGAACGAGUUAUGAAAAGACUGAUCAGAGGGUUGUUGGACAGUUGCAGUGAAGACAUCCUCCUUUACCGCAAACUAACCAACCGACCGACUGAACCGGACUGGUUAGACCAUUUGGACCAGAUGGUUCUACAGGCUUUCAACACGGUCACAUACCAGGAUGCCAUGCAAAUGCUGAUGGAAUCAGAUGAGAAGUUCAAGAGUCGACCGGUAGAUGGCCAAUCAUUGAGCAAGGAACAUGAGUUGUAUCUGGUGAAACGCAACAACAAUCUGCCACUUUUUGUUGUGGAGUGGCCCCAGGAUAUCAAGCCGUUCUAUGUGCGGCCGUGUAGGGGCGUACAGGGAAAGGUAGAAGCUGUCGACCUACUUUGUCCGAUAGUAGGAGAGGUGUGCGGAGGGAGUGUGAGGGAAGACGACCUCUCGCGGUUGAAGUUGAAACUAAGCGACUCUGAACUCAGCCAGAAGUUGGACUGGUAUCUACAAUUGCGACGUUUUGGGAACGUGACCACCGGUGGAUUCGGUGCCGGUUUUGAGCGUAUCAUACAGUUGGUUCUGGGCACCACUAACAUCAAGGACACUAUACCGUUUCCGCGGUGGCCCCAUAAUUGUCAGCUCUAGUCUUGUAGUUUAUACAGAAAAUAAAGAGAUAACUACUUAUAUUCAUUUGUGAAAUGAAUGAAAAUACUGAGGAGUUUUUAAAGAAAUUCAUGUUCAUAAUAAAUAGAUUUUAUUUUAUUGUGAAGUGAAAGAGAAUAGCAAAAAUGAGUAAAAAUUAACAAGUACAAUAAAGGAAAAUUUGGAGGUA